Molecule: messenger RNA, 597 nt
Organism: Epithele typhae
Lineage: Eukaryota; Fungi; Basidiomycota; Agaricomycetes; Polyporales; Epitheliaceae
Product: 60S ribosomal protein L18
Exons: 6
Coding region: 1-597 (198 amino acids)
Biological process (GO): translation
Cellular component (GO): ribosome; cytosolic large ribosomal subunit
Molecular function (GO): RNA binding; structural constituent of ribosome
Source: RefSeq, a predicted model, not a curated record
AUGUACAGUUCUCAGCCACCGCAUGCCACCAGCAAGAUGGGUAUCGACAUCAAGAAGCACCACGUAAAGAAGGGCAACCGUACCUCCCCCGGGAGCGAAGACCCAUACCUGCUCUUGCUGGUAAAGCUCUACCGUUUCCUCGCCAGGCGUACGGACUCUGCGUUUAACAAGACGAUCCUCCACCGUCUUUUCCUCUCCAAAACCAAUCGCCCCCCCAUUUCCCUCUCCCGUAUCGUCAAGGAGACUGAGAGCGCGACCGAUCGCGACUCGAAAGUGAUCGUCAUCGUCGGAACUAUCACCGAUGAUGUUCGUCUGCUCGAGGUCCCCAAGCUCACGAUCGCUGCUCUCCGGUUCACCACUUCGGCGAAGGAGCGCAUCCUGAAGGCAGGUGGUGAGAUCAUCACCCUCGACCAGCUCGCGCUCCGUGCGCCCACCGGGUCGAACACCAUCCUGCUCCGCGGCAAGAGGAACACUCGUGAAGCCGUCAAGCAUUUCGGUAUGGGUCCGCACAAGCACAAGAAGCCCUACACCGCCUCGAAGGGCCGCAAAUUCGAGCGUGCCCGUGGUCGCCGAAAGUCUCGUGGCUUCAAGGUCUGA